AUGGGACGAGCUCGUUCACUGACUGCCGUGGAAGAAGAGGAGAUGUGCAGAGGAGGGCAAGGUCUAGGCGUGGCUAAGCUCAUGCGCUGCCGCCGUCACCGCCGCGCGGGUGAGCUCUGGCCCCAUGACCGCACAAGCAAGAUGCGGCUCCGGCGGUGUUUGGUAGCCCAGUAUCACGGAGGGAUCCCGGCUUUUCCAUGGGCCAAUCUAGCCUGUGUCAGCCUCCCUCAGGACAAAUUUAUGUGCCCUUGGGCAACCCACAAAGUCGAGGAUGCAGCCCGUUCCCUUGUGUUUUCCUUGAGGAACAAAUCCACGACUCAUUCGUCCGGGAGGGUUUCCCCGUCCGCUCGCGAGCCGCACGACUCCUUUCUUCUGUGCUCGCGACGCCACCUAGUCAAGGUCGCCGCCGCUUGCCUGGGUGCUCCAGGCUCCGCCGUCGGGCUCCCAUCGCCUCCAACCCGGCACCCCAUCUCCUCUGCCCCGGCUUCCCGUCGCCUCUGUCAUCUCGUCGAUCCGAUUGUUCCUCCUAGAUCCGGUGAGCCCUUGCCUGGACAUGCCUCGUUUCAAGAUCUGAGCUUUGGGUGAUCUAUGAUUUGAGAAGAAAAAUGCAGAUGCAGUGUGCGAGAAGCUUAUGAAAAGGAAUUAAACCAUAAUAAUUUAUUUUUCUAUAUAUGUCUUGGAUAUUUGGAUAGAGAUGAUCUAUUAGUUAGGUUAAAUUUGCCACUUGAAUUAAAUUUUCUAUGUGUUGGACUGUCAAAUAAUUUUGAUCUUGUGAUUUUGUCAUGCAUUAUGUGCACGAAAAUAUUGUGGUUGGCAUCGA
Messenger RNA from Sorghum bicolor (sorghum), 820 nucleotides. RefSeq lists its product as uncharacterized. The transcript is spliced from 3 exons. Bases 1 to 585 code for a protein of 194 amino acids. The record is from RefSeq and is a predicted model, not a curated record. Lineage: Eukaryota; Viridiplantae; Streptophyta; Magnoliopsida; Poales; Poaceae.